This is a messenger RNA of Panthera uncia (snow leopard), 2459 nucleotides long. RefSeq lists its product as uncharacterized. The record is from RefSeq and is a predicted model, not a curated record. Bases 1 to 1014 code for a protein of 337 amino acids. NCBI's taxonomy places the organism in Eukaryota, Metazoa, Chordata, Mammalia, Carnivora, Felidae. The transcript has 3 exons. Gene Ontology annotation, molecular function: calcium ion binding.
AUGCACGGAGUUGACACCCUUCCAGGAGACCUCCUGUGUACUCUGCCCCCCCUCGCGUCCCCUCGCGUCCCCUCGCCAUCCCUGGCUCCCCGACUCCACGAUCCACCUUCCCCUCCUUCCUCUCCGCUGAGGUGCCUACUCCCGCGAUUGCAGGGCGCCCAUCUUCCCAGCCCGGGCAAAACCCGGAGAGCUGGAAUCCCGCGCCCGGAGCGCCCCGGCGGCCACUGGGCAUGCUCCGUUGUCAGGCAGGUUCGGGGCUGCGAGCCGCUUUUGCGCCUCGCGGAUUCCUCCCGCGGCCGCGCGUCCUCCUCUUCCCGAGCAGGCAGCGGGCGCAUGAUGGCGGCGGCGGGGAGCGCCAGCGGCGGUGGCAGCAGCGGCGGAGGCGGCGGCAGCAGCAGCAGCGACACAUCCAGCACUGGCGAGGAGGAGCGGAUGCGGCGCCUCUUCCAGACUUGCGACGGCGACGGCGACGGAUACAUUAGCAGAAAUGACUUAUUGAUGGUCUGCCGCCAACUGAAUAUGGAAGAGUCUGUGGCUGAGAUCAUGAACCAGUUGGGUGCAGAUGAACAUGGGAAGAUUUCCUUUCAGGAUUUUACAAGGUGCCGCAUGCAGCUCGUUCGAGAAAUUAGGAAGGAGGAAGUAGGUCUUUCUGAGAAGUCAGACAACUCCUGUAAAAAGAAGAAGCUGAGGGAUAGAAUUGCAUCCUGGCCCACAAGCAGCGACAACAGUUUGGGUGCCCUGUCAGCAGCCAGGGAGAGCUGGGAGUAUGACUCCGGUGCCAGGGACCUCCAGAGCCCGGACUUGCAGAGUCAGUGGGCCCUGCAGAAGCUUCUCGAGUGUGGCGGACGCUCUUUGCAUCAGCAGGCUGCUGCCCUCCACAAACUGCUCACACAGUCACGGCAUUUUGGCAGCUCUGUAGGAGGAAGCUAUCUGGAGCUGGCCAACACAGUGAGUACUUUCUGGUUCAUAAAACACAUCUUUAGGCCUGUAUGUAUUCCAAUACAGGUAUUUUAAUUUUGAGCUCCAGUAUUAUCUUUCUUAUGAAGCUAAACAACCAUAUACCGUUUACAGCAUUGCCAAUAAUGUUAAGUGCUCCACAAACACUUGUGAUCAGUGACUUCACUCUUGUCAAAGGCUUUUCAAUGAAGUCUGCAACUUGUAUGGAUUUAAUUACUAGAGUAUUGACAACAGCUUUUCCAUGACCAGAGUGCAAAUUGAUAGGAUGUAAUCCUUUCUGCUCCCUAAUUUGGAUGUUAAUCCUUUAAAAUGCAAAGAGGAAAAUAUUUCAUUGAAAGUUUGAUUAUUGUUUCUGCUUGUACUUUAAAAACAUUUUCUGUUGGGGCACCUGGGUGGCUUAGUGAGUUCAGCGUCUGACUUCGGAACAUCUUCCAUGUGAUGUUAGAGCAGGGGAAUACAGGUGGGUGGCUGAUGGUCUGGGCUGUUUUGGGUGACAGGCAGAUGGCUUAUAAAUUAAGAUUACUAACCAACCGCUGUGAGAAUGGUCUGCAAACCUACAUUGCUUUUUGAAAUUGAAGUUUGAAUGGUAGAAUAGACAUCUUGACAACUUCACUUAUGUAUACUUAUAGUCUGCUUUGAUGUAGACAACUGAUUUUCAAACUUUUUGUGUUUGAGAUACUUUUCUGAUUCCGACACUUUUGGUGACACGUUCAAAGGAGCUAACAAUUCUAAAUAUUCCAACAAUAAUUAAAAUAUAGUUCUUAGAUCCCAAUUAAAAGGGCAUUGUAUAAAAUACCUGACCAGUACUCCUCAAAACUGUCAAGGAUAUCAGAGGCAAGGAAAGUCUCAGAAAAAGAAACUCUCACAGCUCAGAGGAGCCUGAGAAGAUAUGGCAAUUAAAUGUAAUAUGGCACCCUGAUGGGACAUUAGGUAAAACACUAAUGAACCUGUAUAAAUUAUGGGUUUUAGUUAAUAAUAAUGUGUCCAUAUUUGUUCAUUAAUUGUGACAUCUAUACCAUAAUAAUGUAAGGUGUUAAUAAUGGCAGAAACAGGGUAUGAGGUAUAUGAGAACUAUCUUUGCAACUUUUCUGUAAACCUAUAACAUACAGAAGUGUUCAUUUUACUAAAAUUCAUGAAGUAUACCCUUACAGUUUGUACACUUCUCAUAUACAUGUUUUAUGUGUAUAAAAGCUUGUGACAGGGGCGCCUGGGUGGUUCAAUUGAGCCUCCGACUCUUGAUUUCCGCACAGGUCAUCUUCUCGAGGUUCGUGAGUUCGAGCCCCACAUUGGGCUCUGCGCUGAGGGUGAAGAGUCUGCUUGGGAUUCUCUCUUUCCAUCUCUGCCCCUCCCUGCCAUUCUCUCUCUCUCUCUCUCUCUCUCUCUCUCUCUCUCUCUCUCUCUCAAAAUAAAUAAACUUAAAAUUUUUUUUCAAUAAAAAGCUUAUGACAAACAUAAUAAAAAUGGUGACUGUUCAUUGGACUACAAUGAAUAAGUAAAAAAAG